Lactuca virosa is the source of this 1536-nucleotide messenger RNA. NCBI's taxonomy places the organism in Eukaryota, Viridiplantae, Streptophyta, Magnoliopsida, Asterales, Asteraceae. The record is from the annotation of a GenBank genome assembly.
UCUCUCUCUCUCAAUAUCGUUCGGUGGUUCUACCGGCGGCGUGUAGAGUAAAUGCCUAUUCAAAAGCAUUCGGAUGAUUCUCUGUCCGGAGAUGAGGAUGAUGUUGAGCUGCAACGUACUAAUCAGAACAUUUCCGGAGAAUCCGAAGAAGACGACGUAGAACAAGAGGGACAAGCAGAGUCGGAUGACGAUGGAAGCCCUUCCUCUAGUAGCAGCGACAAAGACGAAUUUGUUUAUGUAAAAUUGGCUGAUGUUCGCAAGGAAGUGCAGUGCCCAAUUUGUUUAGGUAUAAUUCGGAAGACCAGAAAGGUUAUGGAAUGUCUUCACCGAUUUUGUCGAGAGUGCAUUGACAAAUCCAUGAGACUUGGGAACAAUGAAUGCCCUGCAUGUCGUGCUCACUGUGCAAGCCGCCGAUCUUUGAGGGAUGAUCCUAAUUAUGAUGCCUUGAUUGCACUCUUGUACCCUGACAUUGAUAAAUAUGAGGAAGAGGAAUUGGCCUUUCAUGAAGAGGAAAAAGCUCGGAAUAAACAGAUCCAAGCAUCCAUAGCCCAAACUUCUCGCCGCCAGCUGGAAGCAUUAGGAAAAAAACGUGCAACUGCUAAAGCGACAGCCACCGCCUUCAUGAGAAGAUCACAGUCAAACCCUAGAAAUCUGAGGGGAAGAAAAAGACAAAAAUCCACUGAACCCCAAGUUUCCGAAAACGACCUCGAUGCUGAUAAUGAUAAUGGAGACAAAUAUUCAUCAUCUACAGAUGAGCCUGAGCCCUCAACAGAAGUCAAACUCAAAAGGUACAAAAGAUGGUCAGUAGGUCAAUCAAGCAGUGGGAAUGGAAUCUGUGAUUCCAAUGCCAAUGAGAGAGAUGGAAUUAGAAAACAUUGUCCAGAGAUUUUGGCAUGGGGUAGGGGUGGAAUGCGGAGUCAUACGCGACAUGGUGGUCAAAGUAGUGGUGGUGGUAAAAUUGGGAGGAAUGGUCAUAUCUCAAAGCUGAUUGAUCAUCUUCAAAAGCUGCCAAGAAAUGAUGAUAAGCUGGAAAUUCAUCUGAAGCUCAUAUCAUUGGAUGAGCAAAAUAUGCCCAAUUUGAAGACUAUAUUUGUUUGCUGCAAGCCCACCAUGUCAACUACAAACAUCUCUCAGUUUGUUGCUCAUGAGAACAAUAUGCAAGCCAACGAAAUCGAGUUAUUUCUUGUGAAAGGAGAUGAUUCAGAACACAAUCUUUCACCAUUGGAAGAACAUCAAAUCUUGUCAGAUCUUGUCAAAACUUCAAGCCAAAACAAUCUGACUAUAGGUUACAGGAAGAAGUUGGUUGUUGGGUAAUAAAGUCAUUAUGAAGCUCUAUUUGUCCUGGAAAACUUGUUACUUAUUUUUAGUCAAACCAGGGAGGAAGAAUGGGAUGAUAUGUGAGAGAAAGUUAGUUAACUUAUGAAUAUAAAUUAUGGUAGAGUGUACAAGAACUGAGGUAAAUACAUUAAAACUAUCUUUUUAUAUUACAGUGGCUGAAAAAUAAAAAAAGGUCGUAACUUUUUUAUCUUAAUCGGG